Messenger RNA from Xiphias gladius (swordfish), 6143 nucleotides. Its product is annotated as caskin-2-like. Bases 489 to 4979 code for a protein of 1496 amino acids. The transcript is spliced from 22 exons. Gene Ontology annotation, molecular function: protein binding. NCBI's taxonomy places the organism in Eukaryota, Metazoa, Chordata, Actinopteri, Istiophoriformes, Xiphiidae. The record is from RefSeq and is a predicted model, not a curated record.
CUCUGUCUCUCGCUGUCCGGCGCUCUUCCCUCAGUGGCUCUCGAGUAAAUUCGCCUGUCACCACCUGCCCUGCACUGUCCACAACAGCAUUCCAUUUGUGGUGUAAUGGCAGGUUGGGCUGCUGCUGCCUCCAGGUUGACAGAGACAGACUAUGAACAUAUGCUCAGCCCUGCAGGCAACUAAACUUCCAAUAGUUCUACUAUAACUCCAAACCCAAGACCACCGUCAUCAGAGAUAAUGGAUCCAAACUCCAACAACGCGAGGAAGAAGACCUCCUGGACCAGUUCACCUGAUGCUGCUUCUCUGUAGAUGCUGCUAAGUCCUCUAUUCACAACAUCAUCUCAUGGCUGGGAUCCAGCAGCUACUUGUUAACUUUCUGACAAAUGUUUGCUGAAACUGUCAACCUGAAGGAGCAUUGAGAAAACAAAAAAAAAAGUCACCUUGGCUGUCGACUGUGAUCAGUUGUGUCUGUGGUUAGGUCUGUAAUCAUGGGGAAAGAACAGGAUUUGCUGGUGGCAGUGAAGAGUGGGGAUCUUCUGCUGGCUCACAAGCUUCUCUCCAAAGUCAAGUGCAACAAAACCAAGUUGCUGGGCUCCACCAAGAGGCUUAACAUCAACUACCAAGACUCAGACGGCUUUUCAGCACUGCACCAUGCUUCUCUAACAGGCACCACGGAGCUGCUGUCUUUGCUGUUGGAGGCCCAGGCCAUGGUGGAUAUCAAGGACAUCAAUGGCAUGCGUCCUCUCCACUACGCAGCAUGGCAGGGUAAAGCCGAGUCCGUGUUACUGUUGCUGAGAGCCAGCGCUUCAGUCAACUCCCCUUCCCAUGACGGACAGAUACCAUUACAUCUCUCUGCUCAGUAUGGACAUUAUGAGGUGUCUGAGAUGUUGCUGCAGCACCAGUCUAAUCCCAGCCUGAUGAACAAGGCAAAGAAGACUCCUCUAGAUCUGGCCUGCGAGUUUGGGAGACUGAAGGUGGCUCAGUUGCUGCUGAGCAGUAACAUGGUGGCAGCACUGUUGGAAGGGGAGGGAGGGCACGACAGCCUGGACUCUCCAUCCACCACCCCCCUCCACCUGGCAGCCAGGAAUGGACACAAAGAUAUCAUCAAGUUGCUGCUCAAAGCCGGUAUUGACAUCAACAGAGCCACCAAAGCAGGAACGUCUCUGCAUGAAGCUGCCCUCUAUGGCAAAACUGAAGUAGUGCGGCUGCUGCUUGAUGCGGGCAUCAAUGUGAACAUGCGCAACACCUACAACCAGACAGCUCUGGACAUUGUCAACCAGUUCACCACUUCCACAGCCAGCAGGGAAAUCAAACAGCUGCUCAGAGAGGCAUCCAGUUCUCUCCGGGUCAGGGCGGUGAAGGAUUACUGGAACCUCCACGACCCCACCGCCCUUAACCUCCGAGCUGGAGACCUCAUUAUGGUCGUGGAGCAGCACUCAGACGGCCGGUGGAAAGGUCACAUCCAUGACAAUCAGCGCGGCACAGACCGAGUGGGCUUCUUCCCUCCUUCAGUGGUGGAGGUCCUCAGCAAACGAGCAGGGGGCACCCUCUCUCGCCAAGCCUCAAUGCCUUGCCAACGACUACACUUUGCAUCCAGAGCUCCUCCCUCAAGCCAUGGCCCUACUCCUCAGACUGACGACUCAUACACCCUUGGCUAUGAUCCCGCAGGUGCUCCACCUGGCAGUCAGCUCUCAGCCCCAGCUAGUCCUGCUAGUCCCACUCAGGACAUUUGGGUCCUCAGGAGCUCUCCCACUGGUGACAGACAUAGUGUUGGCAGUGCUGGCAGUGUGGGCAGCAGUCGCAGUGCUGGGAGUGGCCAGAGCUCUGAAAGCAGCCACAAACAGAAUGGGACUCAAAAUCGCCACAACACUGACACUGGCAAGCUGGCUCCCUCUCCUGGUGAAUCAGGAGACCAUCUCCACAUUGUGGGAGUUGACCGCGGCAAACAGGUCGAUGGAUCCGCAGGUGGUUCCCGUCGGCAGGUCAAUGGCACUCCUCAGAAAGGCUUCGUUAGACCACAACAGCUUCUGGAGGGCAAGGACUCUGAGGCCAUCUACCAGUGGUUGUGUGAGUUCCAGUUGGAGCAGUACACAUCCAACUUUAUUAAUGCAGGAUAUGAUGUACCCACCAUCAGCAGGAUGACCCCUGAGGACCUGACAGCCAUUGGAGUGACCAAACCUGGCCAUAGAAAAAAGAUCUCAAUGGAGAUUGGCAAGCUGAGUAUCCCUGAGUGGCUACCUGAUUACAUUCCUUCGGACCUGGGGGAGUGGCUGAGUGUGAUCGGACUUCCUCAAUACCAGAAGAGAUUGUGUGACAAUGGCUAUGACUCAAUCACUAUUGUCAAAGACAUCACCUGGGAGGACCUACAGGAGAUAGGCAUCACAAAACUAGGCCAUCAAAAGAAGCUAAUGUUAGCAGUGAAGAGACUUUGUGACCUUCAGCGCUCUCGUAACCAUGCCGACAGAACUGGAGGCGGGACUCUCAGACAGAAGCCCCCCGCCGCUCUGGAGCUCGUAGCUAUUGAACACACACCAACACACAACGUGCACGCUCACACACACCCGGAUGCUCCACCUGACAACUGCUGCCCCUCCCCUCGCACCCCCAGGGCCCUCCUCUCCUUCCAGGACAGCGAGCUGAGCGCUGAGCUGCAGAGCGCUAUGAUGGGCAGGGCAGGAGGAGGAUCUGCAGAGGCAUUUGGUAUCAGGGGUGUGACCUCUGCAGCAGCUAUAUCCGCCAUGUCAGUCAGUCAGGAGAGCAUUAGUAUGCGGUCACGUGGCUCAGGGAAUUCUGGGAAUUCUGGACAUUCAAAUUCAGGAUAUUCUCAGGAGCACCAAGCCACAUGUUCUGCAGCCAGAACAUCCAGCCGGUCUGAGGAGAGUCUGGGUGGUGGAGGAGGAGAGGAGGCCAAGCGUGCUGGAAGUAGUCCUGGAGGCAGAAGUAGACAGAGACCCACAGAGAUGUGGGAGCACCAGAGUCGGUCUGCGACUCCCAACAAACUCCCCUUCUCCCCCCUCACACCUCCACUAACCCCGAGCAAAAUGCCUCGCUUUGCGUACCCAGCUGUCCCACCCAAAGCCAAACACUUCCAGUCUCCUAACCGCCUAUAUCAGUCUCAGCACCACCCACCGACCUCCCCCUCCUCUCCAUCUCCGCAACCUUCCCCUACACAGAAGGCCUUCAGUUACCUCCAGGCUCAGUCAGGAGGUGUCAGCGGGGCUCCACGGGUGCUUUCCAAGCCUUUUCCAGGAGCUGUCCCUCUGCUGGGACCCAGGCCUGGACAGGCCCCAGCCGAUGACACCCAGAGGGGCCCGCACAAGAAGCGCGCCCAAAGCCUGACUCGCUACGCCCUGUCCGAUGGGGAGCCAGACGAAGACGACGACCUCGCUACCCACUGCACCUCUGUUUCCCCUGCAGCCAUGCCUUCGUACGCCACCUUGUCACGCAGGCCAGGACGUGGGCACAACGGCGCCACAGGGGCCCAACGGCACAUCAACCGCAGCCACUCUUUUGCUGUGCGCUCCCGACGCAAAGGCCCGCCCCCACCGCCACCUAAGAGGCUGAGCUCGGUAAGUGGCAGCCCGACAUGUCAACCAGGCAGCGGGAAAGUGGUGGAGCCAGAGGUGAAAGGAGGGGUGGAGAUAGAGAGCGCAGGCAGUGUGAGGAGUAUUGCAGCAAGGCUAGAGGGAAGCAGCAGCAGUCCAUCCAGGAGGAUAGAUAUUCCACCAACCCUUAUCCCUGUUUCACCUGUUUUUAGUCCUAUUUCCUCCCCGAUUCCACACGGAAUUCCAUCUCACAUCAUCCUACAGCACUCUAAACCUGUCCCUGCCUUGGGCCUUGGUGGCUUAAGGAGGCCAGGAAGUGAGAGGACAGAAGGAGACAUUGAUAGACAAAGAGGUGGAAGUACAGAGGAAACAUCUGAAGAGAAAGUGAAAGCAAGAAAAAGUGAAAGAAUACCGAAGAGUGCUACUGUGUCUCCAAAGCACAGCUCUUCUGAUCAUCUGCCUUUUGCUGAAGAGGGUAACCUCACCAUCAAACAGCGACCCAGGAUAGCAGUUGUCAGCCGGGCAGAUGCUGAAGUUAAGACUUCUCCAGAGGAUCAAGUCCAGACUCCAAACAGCCUGGAGCCCCCAGAGUUCAAUCUGAAAGAGUCUGACACAGUGAAAAGACGGCACAAACCCAAAGACAAAGAUGCAUCCUCACCUGAGGAGGCUUCUACACCCAUCAGAGAGGACAACCACCCACCAACCACAAACCACAGUGGAAACACACACAAUAAUGUCAGGACACUGAGUGACGACGAACCUCCGAGAAAUUUUUUCCAGAGAGUAGGCUCCUUGGGAAAAGGCUCGAAGCCUCCAGUGUUUUCAAAACCUUCCAGUCCUGUCAAACAACCCCAUAACAGCAAACCAACAACCCCGCAGAAAAUAAUCGCUUCAGUACAAGCCAGUGCGCACACAGCCAUUCCUAGACUAACCAGCAUAAAGAUUCACACAGUCUCACCGAAGCUGGGCGGCAGCAUACAUGCACAGACGUGUAUACCCAGUCCUAAACCUGUGCAUCACCCACAGACAGUGAUGUCCAAGCCUGAGAGUCCACAGAAGGCAGCUGGUGUGUCUGUAUCAAGACUGCCUCAGCUCAGCAUGGUCUCGGCAGCAGGACCAAACCUCGGGAUGGUCCAGAGUGUCGCCUUCGCUGCUCCAUCCUCUCCAGUGCAGGCCCCUUCGUACUCAGGGAACACAGGGAAAGCAGAAACAGCCCAGGGUGGUCUGGCUGGUCUGGAGGUGCUGGCUCAGAAGAGGCUGGAGCAAACCAGUACCUCACUGGAGGCUGCUCUCAAAGUGGUGGAGAACAAACUGGCACAAGGGAGCAGUGUGGAUGGGGGCAGCAGCACGGUGAAGGCUGCAGGAAAUAUUCUGGAUGACAUUAGCAACAUGUUUGAUGACCUGGCUGACCAGCUGGACGCCAUGUUGGAAUGACUUCUCAGCUACUUUUCUCAAGGGAGCAACAGAAAGAAAGCUGCGACUCAGUCACCAGCAAACUGGACCUCCCCCCUUGGUGCUGGUAAGAACGGGCACUGUGGAGCUCAGAACCUCUGGCUCAGGACUCUGGCUGAAUCAUUAAGUGCACAUUUGAGGAUUUCCCCGCACAACUUUUCCUCAACAUUGCCCAGUUUUUUUUUUUUUUUUUCAACGCAAGCACUUCGCCUUAGGACACACACCUGGGAAUGUUAUUGGAGCAGAAACAAUCAGCAGCUGCAAGAUAAGCUACCAGAUGUAUGUGUGUGUUCAGUAGGUCAUCACUAAAGGGAAUGAGGGUCCAUUUGAUUCACGUUACCUGUAAAUGUAUAGAUACGUGUAUGGUGGCACUGUGUAUGUGUGUAGUCAGAUAUCUUUGUACUGAGUAUAUUUAUACAUCUACAUGUUUAUUUUUUAACAAAUGGAGGUUCCCAUUGACUGAUCCACUGUUGAAAUCAUUCUGGUGUUUAUUAGCAUUGCUCUGUAACACAGACACACUCACAUAUUUUAUAUAUAUAUAUAAUGUGUGUGUGUGUGUGUGUGUGUGUGUGUGUGUGUGUGUGUGUGUGUGUGUGUGUGUUUGUGUGUAUUGCAGCUUAUUGUCUAUAACAUGGGGAAAUAUUGUUUAUCGUAUUAAAAACAGCGUAUUCCAUAUGUAUGUAGUAGAUUUGACUUAACAUGUUUUUACCAAAGGUCUUUUAUCCUCUUCAGCAGGCACAUUAAGAGGUUUCUGUUGCACCAAGUCAGGAAAUAUCCGUUUCUUGAAAGCACUGUAGGCGUCAGUGGAAGCACGUUUGUCAGUUCCGACUGCUGUGGUCUAAAGUAGUAAUUUAGAGUCUGUGGAGCUCAGCCCACCUCCCACUAACGGUUUGGAAGCUUUCACAGGUUGCCUCAGGGUCCUGUGAAGCGAGUUUAUUAUAACUGUUUCCAAAGAAUGGGAGAUGCUUUGCAACAUUUCAACUCUGUUACAAGAAUUUCAGGCAUGUUCAACCUUCUGAAAGCACAUGUUAAUCAUUUAAAAGGGACUGAACACUGUAAGAGAUUGUGUAUCUAGAGAAGAACCUUGUCUUUUUUUGCAUUUUGGACAAUGCAGAGUAUGGAGUCUGUAGGGUGCCACCAGAAUAA